Messenger RNA from Trypanosoma cruzi, 261 nucleotides. RefSeq lists its product as uncharacterized. The record is from RefSeq and is a predicted model, not a curated record. The coding region runs from base 1 to 261 and encodes 86 amino acids. Lineage: Eukaryota; Euglenozoa; Kinetoplastea; Trypanosomatida; Trypanosomatidae. The transcript has a single exon.
AUGCAUUCGCAGGCCAGCGCACCCACCCCGUCGUUCUCGACGGCUUCUGAGACCGUCGCGUCGUCAUCCACUCUACCGACUUCCGAGACACGGAUGGAGGUGCUCCAGAGGACUCUGCAUUUGCUCCGGCAGGAGGUGCUUGUGCCGUAUUUUGAGUUUGUUGAGCGACUUCGGGUGACGAACAACCGGGCUGUGAGGGUGCAGGACGUUGUGGAGACACUCUACACCGCGUCGUUUAGGGAGAAGGGUAGCAGUGCGUGA